This is a messenger RNA of Siniperca chuatsi (mandarin fish), 4353 nucleotides long. Its product is annotated as protein shortage in chiasmata 1 ortholog. Gene Ontology annotation, cellular component: condensed nuclear chromosome. The transcript has 27 exons. Bases 150 to 3779 code for a protein of 1209 amino acids. Gene Ontology annotation, biological process: resolution of meiotic recombination intermediates. Lineage: Eukaryota; Metazoa; Chordata; Actinopteri; Centrarchiformes; Sinipercidae. Gene Ontology annotation, molecular function: ATP hydrolysis activity; single-stranded DNA binding. The record is from RefSeq and is a predicted model, not a curated record.
CCACAGCGCAUGCGUGAGAGUUAAAGCCCACCUUUGUAGUUCAGAAGACGAACAACUGAUUCAGCUUCAAUAAACGAUCUUUGGCAUGACAGCACAUCAACUCUUGAUCGAUACUUCGCGAUACUACACCAAAGUAUAACUUAGCAAUUAUGUCUGAAAACGACAGCAGUUUUCCUGCUCAGAUUUUCUCUGCUAACAGAUACAAAGCAAUCGACUAUGUUUUUGAGACCACCACCAGUCUGAAAGUAAUGAUGAACUUGCUGGCACUGCCAACACCUUACUUCACUGGUACCAGUGACCUGUACCCCCACAGUGGCAAGCUGCCGGAAGUCACCUACAGGACACCGUGGAUCAGAGGAAAGGUGAUCUCCACCUGCAAACUCUUUGUCAGCGGUUCUGUGCUCGAUGACCUGGGAGAAAAAAAGCAACCAGUUAAUUCACCAGAAAGAUUUAACGUGACUCUGAGUGAGGUGAACGGGGAUGAGGAGGUGAUACCCAGCUCUAAUCCUGACUCAUUGAAGGAUCUAGACCAGGAUGAGUAUGUUUGCCUUUUAAAGGAGUCACAGAUCAAAGAUCCAGGUCAGGAAUCAUUUUUCAAGUGGACAACUGACCAGAUGAAACCUGGAAAUAAGAACAAAGAUCUCCUCCUGCAAGAAGAGCUCAUGGUUGUUGAUUACCUGCCACAAUUUAAGAGACAUUUACCCACGCUGAAAGCCAAACUGUCCAGGCUGAGGACCCUUCCUGUUGCCGACCCUCUGCUGAGCUCAACAGGAGAUACCAUCUCCGAGCACACCAUAUUCAGACACUGUGCGUCUUAUGAAAAACCUCCUGAUGUGAACACCAGUGGCAUUCAGACGUGUACAAACAUUCAUGAGGAGUUUUGUAAAGAGUCACUAAUGAAAGAAGAGUGUCUGCUGUUACCGGUUGUGGUGGACACACUGAAUCUGAGUCCAGAAAAUUGCACCGCCUUUUCAAGCAUUUGUGGUCAUAUGAAUGUUGCUCCUGAACAGCUGGAUGAGCAACCUCCAGUUCUGGAUGUGCUUCGUAAAGAUGUGUCAGUGUCGGUGGACAUUUCCCAGUAUGAAAUACCAGAGGAGCCCAGCAGAAAAUGCAAGAAGAAUGGAGGCCUGAUGGAGUCAGAGUUGGCAGGACGUUCGAUGCUUCCGGCUGAAAUGGAGCUGGACGUGACUUUGACUCCCAGGACUAAGUGUCAAACCCAAAUCUGUCUGUCCGCAUGUAAACUCCAGAAGGAAGCGUUGUCGCCGCUCCGCAGACGAUGUUUGGUGUCAACGAGAGCUCAGAAAGAGAUGGAGACGGCACUUUGGAAGGCAGAGAAGCAUCCAACGUUUGUGGUGGGCUUCCUGUUGGCAGAGCGUCAAAUACAUGAACCAGCUGUCGACUUCCAGCCUCUGUCUGAAGCCUUGAGAGUCAUAAAGUUAGAGAAUCAAAGCUUUGUCGGCAUUGGUGACAAACAGCAGGCACAGAUGGGGUGUAUUAUAACCCCACAGGUGUAUUUGUGCAGCGAGCGUGAGUUCACAGAGAGCAUGAGGUCUGAGUUUCCCUCCACCGAGCAGGAAAAGAUGGAAGACUUCAGAAAACUGUCACCUGAACAUGUGGAGUUCAGAUCCAUCCUGAAGAAUCCCACAAACAAAACUCUGAAGAAAUCUGAAACUGCUGUUUUUCAUGCUGGAGAUACUGCAGACGACACCCUUCUUCAAAAAGAAACAGUUGCUGAUACGUCUCAGAACACCUUCCUGGUGCACACUGUCAACACAAACAAUAAGGACGUAAAGCCUGCUGCUACCACCAAAGAUGAAGUUUCAGACAAAAGGUUUCCAGAAGUUGCAGACGACUGUAAGACAGAGCAGAGCACCCACACUCCUGAGCAGGCUACGUCCUCCAGACUGAAUAGCAGAGACAAUCACAGAGGUCUGCUGGUUACGAGACGUCCACCAGAGAAGGACCUCGACCCUCUGUCCACCUUCAUGAUACUGAGAUCUCAGCAGACAGCUCCAGUUACUGCAACACCUCAGAGCUUAGUCAGCACUCCAGCACCACAGAUGGAGCAACGAACACCACCACCUGAGCUGCAGCCUCCUCCUCCAGAGCAGAUGCAAAGAUCAGACAGGAGGCCAAUGUAUAUGAGCAGUGCUGUGACAGGAAAUGCUACCAGAGAGCAGAAAGCAGCUUUUCAGUCGACUGGUCAACUCAUUAGUCAUCCUGUCAGUCCGUCCAUCCCUCAGGACAGCAGAGUAGUACAGGUCCAAGCUACUGACAGCCAGCAGCGUGCCUACUGUGAGCUGCUGGCCUUCGCUCAGCCUUGUUUGAGUUCUGCCAGACAGCUGGGGCUCAACUUCUCGGCAUGGGGAGACUUCAGCUGCCUGGCCCCAGACCAAACACACUUCCUCCUCAAACAGCAGGAGAAGGCACUCUGCAGGACACAUGCACAGAGCGCAGAGCUUGUCAGAGAUCGGGAACUGCUUUUCAACCAGGCGGCUCUGAUUCAUGUGCUGGUGACGUUCAAGGAGCUGCUACUGAAGUGCGACCUCAGUACUGCACUGGAGUACCUGACCAAGGCAGCUGAGGCGUGUGCAGAGCAGAGUCUGGAGCAGCUGGUGAAGAGGCUGCAGAUCAUCCUCUACCUCAGUCAAAAGAACCAGGAGUCCGACCUCAAACUGCUGGAGCUGCAGCAGCUGCUGGCUGCACGGCUGCACAGCAGAAAAGGACAGAACGAUGUGGAGAAAAUUCUUGUCUUAAUAUCAGUCGACUCUGACGACAGCAGAUCUGUAAUCAUCAACAGCUUGAGCCAAGUGACUGGUGCUGCUGUAACUGCAGUUUGUCCUGAGGAGGACAAGAAAACGUUGAAUGGUGCCGGUGUGGUCAGCAGCAUGCGCGACAGUGUGUGUGUGGUGGUGUACGAGCAGCAUGUAGGAGCCGACUUCCCCUGGAGCCAUUUCUGUCUGGUGGUGGAGUACGACCAUCCAGGCCAGUCACCAUGGGCCACAGUCUGCAGAGACAGGAGCAUCAGUCACCUCACCUUCAACACAAUCAUCUGCGACACUGAGAAAGAAAAAGCCUCGUGGUUCCUGGAGGACAAUGUGCCAUAUGUGUUGUUCGUGACAGAGGGGCUUGUCAACUGUCCACUGCUGCUACAGACACUCGAGUCAGGGUUUAAUAUAACUGUGCUGGAGAGGAGCCACUGUCCGUCCUUGCAGAUGCUCGGAGGGACCCAUCGCUACGUUGUGAUCACAGUGGAUGAAAGCACCGCAAUCAUAAUUCAGGAGGAGGAUGAACUGUGUCAGGAGCGAGCCAGUGAGGGAGUAGUGAUGAGGCUGACUGCUCUCUCUCUUCAGUACAGCUGCUGUUGGCUCAUCCUGCACUGCCCAGACAGCCAGGGAGGAGGAUUUUCCAGCGAAGCCUUCAGCAACUUGGUGUUGGUUUAUUCGUCUCUGGUGCUGUUCGGCAUGAAGUCAGAGGAUCUAGACGUGAAGGUGCUGAUUGUGUCUGAGGUGGUGGAAAUAGCCAAAUGGAUCAGUCAGAUCUGCUUUCACAGCCUGAUGGCCAGUGACAGGGACCCUCUCAACUGCCUGGACAGAGACUGGCUGACUGUGAUUCCCUCAGAGGAGGAAAAGUGUCUAUUGCAGUUCCCAUGUAUUAACCCUAUGGUUAGUCAGCUAAUGCUGAGGAGAGCACCAUCCUUCCAGUGGCUCCUGAGGGCCCCUCUGUCUCAGCUGAAGGAGCUGCUCCCUGAGGUGCCACACAAAGUCCUCAAGUGUUGACGCCGCUGAAGAAGGGGAGGUUAAGCUAUGAGAGGGUUCCCGGCCGAAGUGAUGGACAGACAAGGCUUAAAUUAUUUUAGGCAUGAAUGCUUUGUUCCUGUGGCCUGUUUGUAAAGACGAGCGCAAUAUAUACUUAAGCUUUGUUACAUUCAAGUUAUUAAUUGCAUGAUUCAAGUUUAGCUUCCGAGUUUUUAUUCAGAUAAAACUGCGUUUUAGUUUGCCUGCAAAAAGUUUCUAUUGCAAGUUAAGUUUCCCAUUUUUUGGAUAAGAUUAUAUUUUAGUCGUAUAUUUCAUAUUUAACAAGCAACAGCGCUCUUGUCCAUUCCUGUUUUUUUCUUUUAAAAUCAGCUGGACCAUUAAUUAAACUGCAGUAAAGUGCAGUAGUUGCUGACAAAAUUAGAAUGAAUACAGUCAAAAAGUCUAAUAAAAAAAUACUGAUUUUAUUAUUUUACUAACAUUUUAAAAUAUUUUAGUGUUAUAGUAUUUAUUAUUACUUGUUUUAAUACUUUUAAGUUCAUAUUUCACAGCAUUUGUGAUUUUUUUGAUUAAAACUUGUUCAUUAUUUGACUUAUUA